ACUGAAAUUACAUUAGUGAACAAAGCAGGUAAAACUCACUGUCCACACCAUGUUCUGCAAGGUCGUCAGGUGGGUCAUUUAACAGUCCUGAGCCUCAGUUUCCUCAUCCGUGAAGUGGGAACAGCAGUGCCCUCUUUCCUGAGAGCUGUCGGGACUCGCAGAGAUAGUGAGGGGAGGGAGGGAGGCAGGCAGCCGGCGGUGGGCAGUUCCCCAGCAUCCACUGAUGCUUGUCUUUCUGUCAUGUGUGUACGUGUGUGUUCCACGGCCUGCCCUCUCAGGCUUUAAAAUGUGUGUCAGCAGCAGCAGCAGCCACGAUGAGGCCCCCGUCCUGAGCGACAAGCACCUGGAUGUGCCCAACAUCAUCAUCACCCCCCCGACCCCCACAGGCAUGAUGCUGCCAAGGGACUCCAGGAGGACAGUCUGGCUGGAAGAGACGGGGUCAUGUCCAGAGGAUGGAGAAAUAGACCCUGAAGCCUGAGGAAGAGGCACAGGUCAGGGAUUUGUUGGCAUCGAUUGGCUCCUGGUCUGGCCAUCCCUCGUUCCACAGGCCCCCAAGGGGCGUAGUUGCCUGGGACAGAUGUGCUGAGUAAGAUGGAUGCAAGAGUGAUUUCUGCACUUGACCAGAAGUGUGGCAAGAUGAGCAAGGAAUCAGCCCUGCACUCUUCCAGAAUGAUGUUUCCCUGGCCCCAUUGAGUGGACUAGACCUCUAAUGCCUACACAUUCUUGCUGACCCCAGGGCCAUGGUGUUGGCCAUCGGGGUGCCAGGGAGAGGCUUUCUUCUGGACAAACACACACCCAGCAUCCUGGGCCAUGCAGACGGUGCCCAGGAGAUCAACACAUACGAGAACUUCUUGCAAAGGAGUGGCUACAUUUUUUAUAAGUUGUUUUACAGAUAUCAAAACAGUCCAAAAGUGAUUUAUAAUUUUUUUUGCAUUAUAAAUAAAGAUCCUCUGUAAUGAA
This is a messenger RNA of Miniopterus natalensis, 960 nucleotides long. NCBI's taxonomy places the organism in Eukaryota, Metazoa, Chordata, Mammalia, Chiroptera, Miniopteridae. The record is from RefSeq and is a predicted model, not a curated record.